AUGGCGACGCGGAUGCUGCGAUCUGCUGUUGCUGGCCUUGCGCUCCGGCGAUCGGCAAGCCUGAGGCUUCCGGCUCGCACCCCCAUGAGCCCUGCGUCGGCUGUAUCCUUCAGCAGCAAUACCGCCGGCGGCCAGAUCGCUUCCGCUGCCGAUCUCUCCUCGCGGCGCCAUGGCUACGCCUCCACCGCCACCCCCACCCCCUCCCCCUCCCUCCUCUCUGGCCGUGGUCUCCACAGCGCCUUCGCGGCUGCCGCCACCCCCAACCGCACCGAGCUCCUCACCCCGUCGGCCCUUGCCGCCGCCUCGCGCACUGACGCGCUCGUCCGCGGCUCCGGCGGCCCCUCUGCGGCGCUCGCGCCUGCUCCAUCGCACCUUGCGGCCGUCUACAUCAACCAACAUGUGCCGGUCGUCCUCAACCUCAACCCGCCCAAUUUCUCUCAGUGGCGGACGCUGUUCGAGGUGACCUUCCGCAAGACCGCCGUGCUCCCUCACAUCACUGCUCCGGCGCUCCCCGACGACCCCGCGUGGCUUCAGGACGACGCCUAUGUGAUCUCGUGGCUCUACAACCGCAUCAGCCCCGAGAUCUUCGGGCUCGUCCACCAGCGCGACGCGACCGCCGCCGAGCUCUGGGCGGCCAUCUCCUCCAUCUUCCUGGAGAACCGCGAGCACCAAGCCGUCUUCCUCGCCACCGACUUUCGCCGCAUAGAGCAAGGUGCCGGCUCCGUCCUCUCGUACUUCGCGCGGCUGAAGGACUGCGCCGACAGACUGGCGGACCUCGGUGAGCCCGUCGGUGAUCGUGAACAAGUGUUGAACAUGUUUCGCGGGCUGCACCCCCGCCUUCGCUAUGCUAUUCCCAUCCUCACAAUGCAGACUCCGUUUCCUUCGUUUCUCCGCUGCCGCGCCUUCCUGCUGCUCGAGGAGAGCCGCCUGGCGCCGGAGAGCUCUAACGAGAUGGCUCUGCAUGCUGCGCGCGCCCCCAACUCCGGCGGGGGCUCGUCCACGGGCGGCAACACCAACCGCCGUCUGGGUGGCAACGGCGGUCGCAACAAGGGCAAGGGCAAGGCCGUCGCUGAUGGCGGUGGCGGUGGGAGCUCCUCCGUGCCGCGUCCCGCAGGGCCGCCGACGCCUGCAACCACGCCCUGGACUGGGAUGGUCCAUGCGUGGCCCAUGCCCUGGCGCCCCUACACACCUGGCGCUGGUGUGCUCGGGCCCCGUCCGGGCGCUCCUGCUCCGUUCGCUGGCCACGCCGCCCACUACGGCGCACCUCCACCGAUCCUGCCCGGCGCCGCCCCGACGCACUGGACCCCGGGUGUCGUCCCUGCUCACCCACUGUACAACCCGGGUGCCUCGUCUUCAACUCCGCCCCGACGCCCAUGUGGGACCAAGCUGCACUCGUCCACGCGCUGA
Molecule: messenger RNA, 1407 nt
Organism: Aegilops tauschii subsp. strangulata
Lineage: Eukaryota; Viridiplantae; Streptophyta; Magnoliopsida; Poales; Poaceae
Source: RefSeq, a predicted model, not a curated record